Argiope bruennichi is the source of this 921-nucleotide messenger RNA. RefSeq lists its product as uncharacterized. Bases 92 to 757 code for a protein of 221 amino acids. The record is from RefSeq and is a predicted model, not a curated record. The transcript has 5 exons. Lineage: Eukaryota; Metazoa; Arthropoda; Arachnida; Araneae; Araneidae.
UAAUAAUCAGUAAUUAGCAUCCGUCUCGAUAAACUUAAUAAAAUCUGAGUCUCAAUUUAUUCAUUAAGUAAAAAGUUUUCAGAGAGAUAAAAUGCUGCUCUACAUUUUCCUUCUUCUGGGGACUUGGACAAGUGUGUUGGGAAAAGACGAUAAAUGUAGGGAGUCUCGGUAUCAUGUGUGCCCGUUACCGGAUGGCUGGGGUUUCCCGAAGACCAUGGCUGACCUUGAGCAAAUAUGCCCUGGAUUUAUACAAACCAUUGACUGCAUGAAAGACCAUUUAAAGAAAUGUAAUCCUGAAGAUAAUUUAAGACGAAGAUAUCUUCAAAAUUUAGGAGAUGUUACAAAAGAUGCUUGUGAUAAGGAUUCGCAGCUUCAUUUACGUAUCGUUCAAAACAUUGACUGUUUCAAUGAAGUAGUUCAAAAUGAUUCUAAAACCUGCUACAAAGGCAUUGAUAAGAAGACAGGAGAAAUGAUGAAACAUAUUCAAAAAACCGAGGCAGAAAAAGGCAUUAACAAUGAACUAUGGGAAUCAUUUCAGUGUGUGUUGUCCUCCUUCGAAGUACUUUGCUAUGCCACCAAAUCUUCUGAGAGAUGCGGAUCUGAUGCGGAAAAUCUUGUUCUUGAACUAAACAGAAGAUCAGGAUACGCACAUCAUUGUCAAUCCGCAAGCGGAGAAAGUCUGGCUGAGCUUUUAGCUCUUUUUGAAUUGGAACCUGAAGAUGAAGCUUCCUUAAAACGAAUUAUGGGCAGAGAAUAAAGCAUUUCACAUACCAUCUUAUACUUAUUGUAAUAGCGAUGAUCAUUUCUUUUAGAUUUUUGUGCUUUUUGAGUUGCAUCUGAAAUGGAGGAUAAAAGGCAAUUAUUGUUGAUGAAUUCAGUUAUUAGUAUUAUUAUGUACACAAUAAAAUGUUUUACUAUCUA